AUGCCCGACUUCCGAUGCAACAAGGGCUCAUUCAACUUCGCCCACAUACAUAGAGUAAGAGUUCUGCUACAAAUUCCCUCAGGACAGCCAGUUGAAAAUAAUACUGCCUACGCCCGUUACAUGAAGGACUUUUUGAUGCAUGGCCCAGCUGUCUGGACUGGGAGCUCAGCAUCUAGCUCUGCCACUAAUUAG
Messenger RNA from Aspergillus nidulans FGSC A4, 192 nucleotides. RefSeq lists its product as uncharacterized. NCBI's taxonomy places the organism in Eukaryota, Fungi, Ascomycota, Eurotiomycetes, Eurotiales, Aspergillaceae. The record is from RefSeq and is a predicted model, not a curated record. The transcript is spliced from 5 exons. Bases 1 to 192 code for a protein of 63 amino acids.